Messenger RNA from Manduca sexta (tobacco hornworm), 5663 nucleotides. It is a transcript of the gene ptc, whose product is annotated as protein patched. The coding region runs from base 266 to 4237 and encodes 1323 amino acids. The transcript is spliced from 16 exons. Gene Ontology annotation, biological process: smoothened signaling pathway. Gene Ontology annotation, cellular component: plasma membrane. NCBI's taxonomy places the organism in Eukaryota, Metazoa, Arthropoda, Insecta, Lepidoptera, Sphingidae. Gene Ontology annotation, molecular function: smoothened binding; hedgehog receptor activity; hedgehog family protein binding. The record is from RefSeq and is a predicted model, not a curated record.
CUCAACAAACAUCCAGUGUGCGCAUUCUACGCUCGAAUCAGUGUUGUUCGAACCGCGCUGGUGUCGACACGCGGACGCGUCGCAACAUUUGUAAUGAACCUCGGUACAGUUUCGUACUUCGAACGGUAAAGUGAUUGAUAGAAGUGACGAAUUCGCGUGUACAAGUGUGUGGUUAUGUGGCGGCGAGUGAUAUGACAGCGUGCGCCGCCAGACGGACUCCGGCCGUCUUCAUGAGGAUACUGGUGACAAGUCUGGCCCCGAGAUCAUGGUGGCUCCCGAUUCCGAGGCUCCUUCGAAUCCUCGGAUAGCGACUGCUGCUCACGAAAGCCCCACUGCUGCCGAGGCGCGCCACAGUGCCGAUCUUUACAUUCGCACGAGCUGGGUGGAUGCGGCCCUAGCACUCUCCGAACUUGAAAAGGGUAACAUCGAAGGCGGGCGAACAUCGCUUUGGAUCCGCGCGUGGCUGCAGGAGCAGCUCUUCAUCCUCGGCUGUUUCCUCCAAGGAGACGCCGGCAAAGUCCUAUUCGUCGCCAUUCUCGUGCUAUCAACGUUCUGCGUGGGCCUCAAGUCCGCGCAGAUCCACUCGCGCGUCGACCAGCUCUGGGUUCAAGAGGGCGGUAGAUUAGAAGCUGAACUGAAGUACACUGCGCAAGCGCUAGGCGAAGCAGACUCCUCAACCCACCAACUUAUUAUACAAACAGCCAAAGAUCCAGACGUCUCGCUACUCCACGCGGGAGCGUUGCUAGAGCACCUAAAGGUGGUCCACGCAGCGACGCGCGUCACAGUUCACAUGUACGAUAUCGAAUGGCGGCUGAAGGACCUCUGCUACAGCCCCAGCAUUCCCGACUUCGAAGCCUACCACAUACAGAAGAUAUUCGACAACAUCAUCCCGUGCGCGAUCAUUACGCCGCUCGAUUGCUUCUGGGAAGGUUCCAAGUUGCUCGGACCAGAUUACCCUAUUUUCGUCCCUGGUCUGAAACAGAAACUGCAAUGGACGUAUUUGAACCCCCAAGAGAUGUUAGAGGAGGUGAAGAAGCUGAAGUUUCAGUUCCCCUACGGCAUGGUAGAAGCGUAUAUGAAGAGAGCUGGCAUCACCUCUGCCUACAUGAAGAAGCCGUGCCUAGACCCCACCGACGCAUACUGUCCGGACACGGCGCCCAACAAAAAAUCCAAAAACAUCCCAGACGUAGCAGCAGAGCUAUCCCACGGGUGCUACGGUUUCGCAGCAGCGUACAUGCAUUGGCCCGAGCAGCUAAUAGUCGGCGGCGCGACUCGAAACUCGACUUCGGCGCUGCGCAGUGCCAAGGCGCUGCAGACGGUCGUGCAGCUGAUGGGCGAGCGUGAGAUGUACGAGUACUGGGCUGAUCACUACAAAGUGCAUCAUGUGGGCUGGACGCAGGAGAAAGCCGCCGCUGUCUUGGACUCGUGGCAAAGGAAGUUUGCAGCUGAGGUACGGAGAAUGACGACGUCGGAAAAAGUGUCAGCGUCGUACAGUUUCUAUCCGUUCUCAACGUCCACGCUAAACGAUAUUCUGGGAAAGUUCUCCGAAUUGUCGCUAAAGAACAUUAUUUUGGGAUACAUGUUUAUGUUAAUAUACGUGGCGGUAACUCUGAUGCAAUGGCGCGACCCAGUCCGUUCGCAGGCGGGAGUCGGUAUCGCCGGGGUGCUCUUGCUUUCUAUUACCAUCGCCGCCGGUUUAGGUUUUUGUGCUUUAUUAGGAAUACCCUUCAACGCUUCAAGUACCCAAAUAGUCCCAUUCCUGGCGUUGGGUUUGGGAGUCCAGGACAUGUUUCUACUAACACACACGUACGUGGAGCAAUCGGGAGACGUCCCGCGGGAGGAGCGGACCGGGCUAGUCCUCAAGAAGAGCGGCCUCAGCGUGCUAUUAGCAUCGCUGUGUAACAUAAUGGCGUUUCUAGCAGCUGCCUUACUCCCCAUACCGGCUCUACGCGUGUUUUGUUUACAAGCGGCGAUCCUACUUCUUUUUAACCUGGGCUCGAUGCUGUUGGUGUUCCCGGCGAUGAUCUCUCUGGACUUGCGGCGGCGCUCGGCGGCGCGCUCGGACGUGCUGUGCUGCGUCAUGCCCGACGCGCCGCACAGGACGCAGCGGCAACGACCGAGCACGAGGAACGCUAAAGGGAAUAAGAGUAACUGGAAGGAUACAACGCGACAACCAUUAGAUCCUGAAGAUAUAGGUGAAGAUGUUAAGAACACGUGCUGCAUCAGUCUCUCGCUCACCAAAUGGGCCAAGAAUCACUACGCGCCGUUCAUAAUGCGACCAUCUGUCAAGGUAACAUCUAUGCUGGCUUUAAUCGCUGUGAUACUUGCAAGCGUAUGGGGAGCGACCAAAGUAAAAGACGGGUUAGACCUCACCGACAUUGUCCCCGAAAAUACAGACGAACAUGAAUUCCUUUACCGACAAGAGAAGUAUUUCGGCUUCUACAGCAUGUACGCGGUGACGCAAGGGGAUUUCGAAUACCCCACCAAUCAGGAAUUGUUGUACGAGUACCAUGAUCAGUUUGUGAGAAUACCGAACAUAAUAAAAAAUGACAAUGGCGGUCUAACGAAAUUCUGGCUGAGCUUGUUUCGGGAUUGGUUGCUGGAUUUGCAAGCGGCCUUUGAUAAAGAGGUAGAGAAUGGAUGCAUCACCCAAGAGUAUUGGUGCAAGAAUGCAAGCGACGAGGGUAUCCUGGCGUACAAGCUCAUGGUGCAGACGGGUCACGUGGACAAUCCCAUCGACAAAUCCCUCAUUAGUACAGACACCAAAAAUGGCCACCGACUAGUCGGCAGUGACGGCAUUAUCAACCCCAAAGCUUUCUACAACUACUUAUCAGCCUGGGCAACGAAUGAUGCGUUGGCUUAUGGCGCAUCGCAAGGAAAUCUCAAGCCUCAGCCGAAAAGAUGGACGCAUUCGUCAGGAGAUAUGGAGCUCAAGAUUCCGAAGUCAUCUCCGUUAAUAUACACGCAGCUUCCGUUCUACUUGGCCGGGCUCAGUGACACAGAAAGCAUAAAGACCUUGAUAAUGUCGGUGAGAGAGUUGUGCCUAAAGUUCGAAGCGAAAGGAUUGUCUAACUUCCCGUCGGGCAUACCUUUUCUAUUCUGGGAGCAGUAUUUGUAUUUGAGGACAUCGCUGUCAUUGGCUCUCGCUUGCGCUCUGGCCGCUGUGUUUGUGGCCGUAAUGGUACUGCUGCUGAACGCGUGGGCGGCCCUGCUGGUGACGCUGGCUCUAGCGGUGCUGGUGCUGCAGCUGCUGGGCACCAUGGCGCUGCUGGGAGUCAAACUCUCCGCUGUGCCCGCAGUACUGCUCGUGCUCGCCAUCGGCAGGGGUGUCCACUUCACCGUGCACUUGUGUUUGAGUUUCGUGACGUCAAUCGGGUGCAAGCGCCGGCGUGCGUCGCUCGCGCUGGAGUCGGUGCUGGCGCCGGUGGUGCACGGCGCGCUGGCGGCUGCACUGGCUGCCUCGAUGCUCGCCACCAGUGAGUUCGGAUUCGUCGCCAGAUUGUUCCUCAGGCUACUACUGGCUCUCGUGUUGUUGGGACUCAUCGAUGGAUUGCUGUUCUUCCCUAUUGUAUUGGCGUUACUGGGUCCAGAUGCAGAGGUAAGGCCUCUCGAACAUCCAGAAAGAUUAUCAACACCAUCGCCGAAAAGCUCUCCGGUGCACCAAAGGAAGUCUACAUCUGGCAAUAACACGAGCGAUAAAAACAGCAGGACAGGAAAAUCAGCCUCGAGACCUAGUGCUCCCUCCCUUACUACUAUUACAGAGGAGCCUCCCAGCUGGCACAGCUCAGCGCCUUCUGUGCAGUCCUCCAUGCAGUCGAUCGUGGUACAGCCAGAGGUGGUUGUCGAGACCACUACCUACAACGGUAGUGACUCGGCAUCGGGCCGGUCGACUCCCACCAUGAAGUCACAGCAUGGCGGUGCUAUUACAACUAAGGUGACUGCAACAGCGAACAUCAAAGUGGAGGUGGUUACACCGAGUGACAGGAAAUCUCGUCGGUCGUACCAUUACUACGAUCGGCGGCGAGAUCGUGACGACGAUCGGGAGAGAGAUCGUGAUAGAGAUCGCGACCGAGAUCGAGACAGAGACCGGGAUCGGGACCGAGACCGGGACAGAGAUAGAGAGCGGUCGCGGGAUCGGGACCGCAGGGAUCGAUACAGAGACGAGCGCGAGCACCGCGCCUCGCCGCGGGAGAACGGCCGCGACUCGGGACACGAGAGCGACUCCUCCAGACACUAAACGUGUUGUGACAUGCGGACACUAUGACACUGUAGCGUGUAGACUCGUAGAGUGUAGUGCGGACAGACGCGGGCAGCGCGGCGACGCGGGACGUGAGGAGACAUCUUUACCUAAAGUUGCAGAGUUGUUAAUCUCAAACGAGAAUCGUAAACGGAACAUGUUUUAAGGUUACGCAUUACCGCUUAUAAUCAUGUACCUUAAGACAGUAUUACGACGUUAUGUUAAGUAAUAUCUCGUUAAUAUAGUGGAGGCUAUAUUGUAAAACGGUACACGAUGGAAGUGUUAGUGAAUAGUGUCUUGUCGUCGAAUGUAUACAGGAUGGUACUGAAAUCAUUCCAUAGAGCGCGCCACUAGUACUCCUAUACCGUUUUUCGGUAUAGAUGUGUUUCAGUGUGUAUUUUUUGUAAUAAAACCAAAUAUCAUUUUUUGUAGAGUCAAUUGCUUGUGUGUUCCUAUUUUAAAGACAUUUCCAUUUUGUCUCCGUGUGCUCUUGUUACAUUUAUAUUUCUCUAAAGACUGUGGUCGAAUAUUAAUUUAUAAUAUUAUUUAUUUUUAUGUCUAUAAUUAUUGUUCUGACACCAGAAUCCGUGGGGUAGCUCACACCGAUUGUACAAAUUAUUUAGGUAGCUAUAACGUAGUGUAGGCGGCUAUUUAUGAGAUUACUUAGAUUGAUAACUCACUGUAUCGUUGUGAUCUUUAUGUAAACAUAGUAAUUUGUGAAGACUGCAUUUAACAAUCGAUACACAGUAUUGUGUGCAUAAGAAUCGAAUAAUAGUCGAGAACAAUCGACAUGAUUGCUGACCUCAAAAUAUGAAAUUAAAAAGUUGUAACGUUUUGUGCAAAGUACUUAGUAGAAUAUAUUAAUUUAUACGUACCUAUAAUUUAAUAUAACGGGACUAACUGAACGCACUCGUUUUAAUUUGUCACUUAAUAUUGUUGGAAUCGAAGUGAAGUGAAUCGAAUGUGAUGGUGAAGUGAGUGCGUCAGUUUGGUCCCAGUGUAAAUAUAGAGUUAGUAUUGCGUAGGUAUUGUAUGCGAAGUGCCUACGAGUAUGGUUGCAUACUUUUGUAUCAUUUAUUUUUAUACACUUUUAAACUGACACAUUGUCGAAAAACUGUAGAAUGUAACUGUGAAUCGUUUAUUAGUUUAAUAAGUUUAUAAAUUAACAAUGAAGUUAAUUAUAUAAUACUUCAAGCACAAAUAGUGUUCAAAAGAAACUUCUAAAGCAACAUUUUGAUAAAUAUAUUUUUCACUGUUUAUAAGACAGUGUUUUCAACAAUCUUUAUACUUUUUAUACAUUUUUGAACUUUUGUACUGGAAAAAUAAUUCCGAUGCAUAAAGGAAUAACGCGACAAUAAAAUGUUAUCGUUAACACAAAAAUGAAUAUCGACUGUAUUGACAAAAUAUAAUAUUUUAAACUGUGUAA